UUUAGGAUAUUACCACUGAAAUAAUUUACAUGUUAACAAUCUGUAUUUUUUUUUUUUAAUUCCACCCUAUGCAUGUGGAGUUUAAAUAUAUAUAUAUAUGCAUGUGCGCUGAGUAAAGUUUGAGGGAAGAGAAUCAUCUUAAGCUGAAGAGAGUGAUAGAGGAAGCAUGAAUUCAGAGUCAGAAGUAAAUGAAGGUGUUUCUGGGAAGAUGAAGAAGUAUUUGCAAGUAGGGAUAUGGUGGUUCUCAUUGUUCAUCUUUGUUGGGUAUCUAUUGCUUUGGAUUGUGAGACCUACCAACAUCUUCUAUCUACGAUGGUUUCCAGACAUUGAAGCAAAGGCAGAUUCUGUAUACUUGGGUGAACAAGGGACAACCAUACUGAUUUACACAUUUCCAAUCUUACUAAUUGCCACUUUGGCGGGUUUAUACCUUCAUUUGGAGCAAAAACCUUGGAAUCACAAUACAGAAAGGAAGGGGAGAUUCCUAGGAUUGGCAUCAUGGAAAAGACCAUUGCUUACAAAAGGUCCUCUUGGGAUAAUCACCAUGACAGAGCUCUCUUUCGCCAUCAUGUUUGUUUUACUCUUGAUAUGGACCUUUUGCUCCUACUUGCAUAGCAUGUUUGCAAGCGCCGCGCAAGAUGCAGCUAAGGAGAGAGACCAAGUGUGGGAAGUCAAGCUCGAAUAUUCAGCCAUUGCUUUAGGCCUUGUUGGGAAUAUUUGUUUGGCUUUAUUGUUCUUUCCAGUCUCAAGAGGGUCUUCAAUUUUGAGGCUCCUUGGCCUAACUUCAGAGGGAAGCAUCAAGUAUCAUAUAUGGCUCGGACACACUGCAAUGCUCCUCUUCACAGCCCAUGGUCUUGGUUAUAUCAUUUUUUGGUAUAAGACACACCAAAUCUUAGAGAUAUUCAAAUGGAACAAAGUUGGAGUGUCAAAUGUGGCUGGAGAAAUUUCUCUACUUGCUGGAUUAAUCAUGUGGGCUGCUACCUUACCUUCCAUAAGGCGAAAAGCUUUUGAGCUUUUCUUCUACACUCACUACCUCUACAUUGUCUUUGUAAUCUUCUAUGUGCUACAUUUGGGAUUUUCCUCCUCUUGCGUGGUGCUUCCAGGAUUUUACCUAUUCAUGAUCGACCGCUACUUGAGAUUCCUACAGUCUCAGCAAAAAAUUCGGUUGGUUUCUGCCAGAGUUUUGCCUUGUGAAGCUGUUGAAUUAAAUUUCUCCAAGAACCUAGGACUGAGCUAUGCUCCCACAAGCACCAUUUUCAUUAAUGUUCCUAGUAUUUCCAAGUUGCAGUGGCACCCUUUUACAGUCACCUCCUGCAGUGAUACUGAUCCUGACACCUUAAGCGUUGUCAUUAAAAGUUCAGGAACCUGGUCCAAAUCUUUGUACCAGAAGCUAUCAUCUUCAUCUCCAUUAUCCCACCUUGAUGUCUCCAUUGAAGGACCCUAUGGAACGGGUUCAGCCUUUUAUUCAAGGCAUGAAUUGCUUGUGUUGAUAAGUGGAGGAAGUGGCAUUACUCCUUUCAUUUCCAUAAUCCGUUCACUGGUCUUUAAGGCCAACACUGAAGGUGGCAAAACUCCAAGAGUUCUUCUUCUGUGUGCCUUCAGGAAGUGUAUUGAUCUCUCCAUGAUAGACCUCAUCCUCCCAGUUUCCGCCACCACCACCACCUUCGAUAUCUCACGCUUGCAGCUCCAUAUUGAAGCCUAUGUAACCAGAGAGAAACAGCCAGACAUGAAUGACAAAAGGCUUACUCAAACAUCAUGGUUCAAGGCAAAUCUAUUAGAUGAACCAGUUUCUCAAGUUUUAGGAAAAAACAGUUGGCUCUACCUUAGCAUUAUCAUCUCAUCCUCCUUUAUAUUAUUCCUUCUACUUAUUGGCAUCCUAACUAGAUACUACAUAUAUCCAAUUGACCAUAAUACGGACCUGAUAUACCCUAAUUUUUCAAGGUCAAGUUUAAGCAUGUUAUUCAUAUGCAUAUCUAUUGCCAUUGUAGCAACAUCUGCUUUCCUAUGGAACAAGAAACAGAACAAGGAUUUGGGGCAGAUUAAAAACAUCUACACAUCAGAUCAAUCAACUUCUCCGGGUUCAGGAUACUACAAUGCUGACAAAGAAUUAGGCAGCCUUCCCCUCCAAUCCCUUGUCCAAACAGCUAACGUACACUAUGGAGAAACACCAGACAUAAAAAAAAUACUAUCCGGCUGUGAUGGAUCAAGCAUUGGAGUUCUUGUUAGUGGCCCAAGAAAAAUGAGACAUGAAGUAGCAUCAAUUUGCACUUCUUGUUCCACAGAUGACCUACACUUUGAGUCAGUUAGCUUCAGCUGGUGAGAUACAUAAAUGCUGCGUGUAUUAAUUUGGUUAUUCCUCUUCAUCUAGGGGAGUCUUAGGAUCUUUCGAUCAUACAAUCAUGUAAUACAGUGUAUAAAAGUGAUUAUUUUGUUUGUAGAUCUUAUGUAAAACGGAUAAUUUUGUUUUGCAUACUGUGGUUAGUUUGGUGAAAUUGUAACACGCUGGCCUAGGAUGAACUCUGUAUCUUUCUUCUC
This is a messenger RNA of Vigna radiata var. radiata (mung bean), 2532 nucleotides long. RefSeq names its product ferric reduction oxidase 2. Gene Ontology annotation, molecular function: oxidoreductase activity. Gene Ontology annotation, cellular component: plasma membrane. The record is from RefSeq and is a predicted model, not a curated record. The transcript is spliced from 8 exons. The coding region runs from base 167 to 2317 and encodes 716 amino acids. NCBI's taxonomy places the organism in Eukaryota, Viridiplantae, Streptophyta, Magnoliopsida, Fabales, Fabaceae.